GUUGAUCAAUAUCAGCGCGUGUAUAAACGGGGUACUAGGUCAUGAAGAAGGAAGUAAGAAUGGAGAUAUUGUGAUUGUGCAAUACAUUUUUACGAAGUUUAAACUAGAUUUUUAAUUGUUAUUUGACUGUAUAGAGAACAAUUUAUCAGGAAUAUACACUACCUCUUUCAACAUUUUAACGCAAAACUACACGCGUACUCCGCAUAAUUCAAGAUCUAAACAGAUUUAGUAUUCAAACAUAUAUCAAGGACAUUCAAAAUGGCUACCGGUGGUGAAUUAUCUAGAACAUUAGAGGGAGGGCAUGAAACUUUUUAUGACUUCCCGUGUUCGUUAUGCGAAACAGAUGAAAGACACGUUGAAGCUGUCAGAUAUUGCGAAGAAUGCUUCGUUUACUUGUGUGAACCUUGUGUCAGGAACCACAACAAAUUUCCGCUAAACACGAGACACCAGUUGUUGGAUCAAAGUCAGUUCGUGAAAGUGGCCAAGUCGAAACUUGUUUCAUUUCCGACGAAGCGAUGUUUGAAACAUACUGGUGAACUAAUCACUAUUUAUUGCGGAGAUCAUGAUGUCGUCUGCUGUGGUUCGUGCAGGGCUCUCGACCACAACAACUGUGCUAAAACUAGGCAUUUGAUAGACGCGGCUAAAGGUAUAAAGAAAAGCGAAGAGUACCAAACUAUCAAACAAGAAACACGUGCCCUCCUGAACAAUGCCGUCAGAGUUCUUGCAGAUCGUACAGCUGAUAUGUCUCGUAUUAAAACAGAAAAACAAGAUGUCAAGCAAAUUAUUGCUGAUAUUAGAAAGAAAGUAAAUAAAUACUUUGAUGACCUGGAGCAAAGAAGUCUCGAUGCUUUGAAUGAUAAAUCGGAAGUUAUCGUAAAUAGUUGCAGAAAAGACAAAAAAGAUCUUGCUGUCAUGAAAUCAAAAGCUGAGGAUAUGUUGAAGCAGCUGGAAUCAUUCAAGGGAGAUAAUGAGUGCGAUCUCUUUGUACAAGUCAAAACGGGCAAAAAGUUCUUAGGUACUGCUACGCAGGAAGUUCUUGAUAUAUCAAAGACUGUAAAAAGAGAAGCUAUUAACUUUAGAGUAGACCCGAAAAUCGACCGAAACCUUAGUUCAAUUAAAGCGUUGGGCACCUUUACAGAUAUCCCUAGGAACGCAAGUCAACUUUCAUCAGCAGCCAUAGACACGCAUGUGAGCCAGCCACGUGUAUCUACGUCAUCCUCACAGACGUCUCCAGAUAAUCAUUAUCCGCAUCAUAUGUAUGAAACUCAAAUACAUAGGAAUGUCAGUAUAGUGGAAAAGCAAGACACUGCAUAUUGUGAAAUAUUAGACAUAUGUCAGUUGCCAGACGGCAAAUAUAUUAUUACUGACUGCACCAACACAAAACUGAAGAGGCUAGACCAUUCCUAUAAACAUGUCGAUUCUUUACGGCUGGCUGAUAAACCACAAAACAUUUGUAACGCUGGUUCUCAUGAGAUCGCUUUGUCUUUGUGUGAAGUGAAGAAAGUGCAGUUUAUAUCUGUAGAAAAGGAACUGAGAUUGACGAGGUCAUUUUGUACAGGUAAUUACUGUAGAGGAAUGGUUUAUGUUGAUGACAAAUUGUAUGUCUGUUGUGGUAGUAGACGUGAUUCACUGUCCGGUUCUGUAGAAAUUUAUAACAGCCUUGGUCAGCUACGUCAUUCCAUAGAUAGAUUAUCUUCGAUUCCAGAACGCAUCACGAUCACAGAUGAUGGUCAGCAUCUUCUUGUUACCAGCUUUCGCAGUGAUAACAUUACUAUGAUGGAUCUGACUGGUAAAGUUGUCAACACGUACAGCAACAGGGAAUUAAAAAAAUGUAGAGGCAUAUGUACAGAUGGUCAAGGUCAAGUGUUUGUCUGUGGUAAGAAAAGUAACACAGUUGUUCAAUUGGAACCUAGACAACAGAAGAUAGACGUGAUCCUUGGAGAGAAAGAUGGUGUCAAAAAGCCUAUAGCUAUUUUCUAUGACAGAAAGCAUUCGAGAGUAUUGGUCUCUUGUUAUAAAUCAAAUCAAUUGCUAGUAUACAAUUUGAAAUAGGGCGUAACAGUCAGAAGAAAGCCUCUGACAAAAUCUUUUCAAGGCGAUAGCAUUUGUCGAUGUAUAUUAUUAUCAUCAUGUAUAACAAUAAUUGCUUCUGUAUAUUGAAAACAAAAACGUUACAUGUAUAUUAAAUUUUUCUAUUAACGUGAAGUAUUGCCACGAAAUUUUGAUUUUAUAUGGUAGUAAAUAGAACUGAAUAUAUCCUGUUUUACUUUAAAUUUAUUUAAAUAUGUCAAUACACACAUAGAAAUACUCGAGUGGCAUGUCGUAUAAUGUGUGGUUUUAUGGAAACGGAACAUUAAGAAAUAUACAGUGUAACGAUUCAGUACAAACUCGGUUUCUUGUAAAAAUUUGUAUCGAAAUCCUGGUUAUCUCGAAAACAAGUUUUUUUUCUUAGUGUUUUUGUCUCCGUUUUAAUAAAAUUUGACAGAGUGAGACUCCGGUCACUUACAUAUUACCUUUCGGUAUGUCCAUUUCGUAAAAAUAUUAAUUGAUUUUUACAUAGAAUCUUUUUUGGAAAACAAGAUAUGAUUAACGAGGCGAAACAACGAAGUCGAACAUUCAGCAGUUAGUUUCCCAACAAUGUAAUCUGCAUUAUCUCGAUGAUGGGUUUUACAUUUACGGAAGGUUAAUACAUUUCCACUUUUAUUAGUUGCUACAAGAGUAGGUUACGGACAGCUAUCCAUAAUACCGUUUAGAAGUUUACACAUCCACACCAAAAAGUAAAUGUCUGUCGAUAGUAAAAACGUCAUACGGUUAAAAAUUCAACAUAAGUUUGUUUAAUUAGCUGUUGCGAAGCGGUAAAGCAUAUAAAGUUUAACCUUUUCAUACUUUCAUACUGAACGAUUUCAUGUUUUAAGUUGUGGAAUGUGAAAUCACGACGACAUUAUAUAUUUUUCAUAGUAUAACGUCCAUAGAGAUAUCUGUAUGUAAUUUACUAUGUUAUGUUAUACAAUAGAAGCUCUCGGUUAAUAAAUGGGAGAGCGAUGCCUUUGAGUCAUAAUACUAUCUAUGGAAAAAGAGAAGUGAAGUCAACAUUUGUUGAAGCAUGUGAUAGACAAUCUUAAAUAUGAGGAAUCUUAUAUUUAAAAGAUUACAUUUUUUCAAUAAGUUUUAUCUUUUAUCAAAUGUUGAUACUGGUCUAUUUUGUAUUGACAUGUAUCAUGUAACUUGCAAUUUGUGGCUGUGUUUUGACAGCGCAUUUUAGUACAAAGACAGUAUUGUUCAUAUAAUGUUAGACACUUAACUUUGUAUUGAUAAGACAAUAUCUCCUUUCAAAUCAUUUAGUAUUCAAUUAUAGAAAGGGUUAAAAAAAUCUUUUAACUUCUAGCAGAUAUAAUCAAUUUGUUUCGUCUGAACAGGUGUUGUAUUCAAGCGGUCUUAACAUACAAUUAAGCCUUGUGACCCAUACAUUUUUGGCCGUUUUUAUGUUCAUAAUUCAAUUAUCUAUACACAAGGAAAACAGAAAAAAAUUCUAUGAAAAAUUUGUUUUUUUCAAAUUAAAAAAUAUAUUCUUUACUUUGAGUAUUUUGCAUUGAAAAAAGUUCACAAAUGUGAAUAUAAAACAAAAUUUUCUUUUUCAUUUGAACCCAUCAUUGUAAUGCUAUUUUAUUACAAAUAUUACUAUAAUAUGAAAUAAUUAUAAAAACCUUAUUGUGCUGUCUUGAUUCAUGUUUUUGAUGGUAUUUAUAAAAAAGCAGUAAAUUAUGAAAAUGUUGAAAAAUCGCUAGCAGUUUCAGCAACAGUGGGUAUGUUCAAAGCUUGGUGACCCAUUUUUUAUUUAUUACUUUUUUACCUAUAAUAUAGUAAGAACAGUUUA
Mercenaria mercenaria is the source of this 3874-nucleotide messenger RNA. RefSeq lists its product as uncharacterized. The coding region runs from base 259 to 2052 and encodes 597 amino acids. The transcript is spliced from 2 exons. Gene Ontology annotation, biological process: positive regulation of DNA-templated transcription. The record is from RefSeq and is a predicted model, not a curated record. NCBI's taxonomy places the organism in Eukaryota, Metazoa, Mollusca, Bivalvia, Venerida, Veneridae. Gene Ontology annotation, cellular component: nucleoplasm; chromatin. Gene Ontology annotation, molecular function: zinc ion binding; ubiquitin-protein transferase activity.